Molecule: messenger RNA, 4355 nt
Organism: Daphnia magna
Lineage: Eukaryota; Metazoa; Arthropoda; Branchiopoda; Diplostraca; Daphniidae
Gene: Eaat1
Product: excitatory amino acid transporter 1
Exons: 11
Coding region: 478-2343 (621 amino acids)
Biological process (GO): L-glutamate transmembrane transport
Cellular component (GO): plasma membrane
Molecular function (GO): neutral L-amino acid transmembrane transporter activity; L-glutamate transmembrane transporter activity; glutamate:sodium symporter activity
Source: RefSeq, a predicted model, not a curated record
GUGAAGUUCUCAGUCUCAACAUUCCCUUACUAGACAGCAGAGGUCCUCUAAAGACGCUGAACCAUCGCUAAAGUCUCAGCGAGUCCAUCACACGCUCAGAAGGUCAUCCGCCCAAUAGUCAUCCAGCAUCUCGGACGUUCAAGGUGAUCAAUCUUGAAAAAGGGCGGAGGGCCAGCCAGGAAUGGGACUCAUUUGCAUCCGGCUGAAAGAGCUGCUUCGUUCACUAGCAACCUAGCGCUCGCUAGCUAUACCAGCAGUUGUUGCGUCGUGCAGUUGUGUCAGCUCGUACGUCGUCUCUUCCCUUUGGAAGGCUCCCUCUUCUAAAGUCUUCUCUACACAUCGUCUCUCUUUUCUCCUUGCCCAAAGGGAAAAGAAGUAUCAUAAACUUGGAAAGAACGCUUUGACUUUUCGUGAUUUUCAUCGAGUCGCCGCUGCAACGCCGAAGUCGAAACGUCACUUGUGCAAUCUGAUUGUACGAUGGAAGGGUCAGAAUCUCCGGCACAUCCUGGACCUGGCGAUCGCUUGCUGCAGUCUUCCGAGUCUCCCCAUCACGGAGAGUCGUCGGGCAAAGGCCGCGCAGCCUGGCACGCCGUCUUCAAUCCAGAUCGGCCGCAAAAUCAAGUGCAGCACGUCCGAUCAGCCUCGUCAAAAGGUAGACGGGAGGAGCAGCGAUCGAGAUCCUCAUCUCCGGAGACGGGCGCCGGAUCGGCAACCAAAGGUCGUCCACUGUUUGCCAAACCGAUUUCACGAGCACUCGAAAUGAGCGUCACGACCAAAGUAGUCGGCUGCCUCAGGAGCAACAUCCUGACCAUCCUCAACAUCACCGGCGUCUUUUCGGGCGUCGUCCUUGCCCUUGUACUCAGGGCUUCGCGCGAGGAGAAAUGGACACAACGAGAAAUUAUUUAUGUUGGUUUUGUAGGUGAUUUGUUUUUACGAAUGCUUAAGUGUCUGAUUCUGCCACUGAUCAUCUCAUCAAUGAUAUCGGCCGUCGGCUCUCUGGACCUUUCCGUGUCGGGACGGAUUGGCACGCGAGCCAUCGUCUAUUACAUGACCACCACUGUCAGCGCUGUCAUCUUGGGUAUUAUCCUCGUCCUGAUUAUUCAUCCAGGAGAAGGAUCCGAUAAAGGAAUCGUUCGCGGCGGUUCCAUCCGUCACGUCACCACGGCCGACAUGCUCAUGGAUCUCAUCAGAAACCUGUUUCCACCGAAUUUGGUUCAGGCUUGCACCGCUCAGUAUAAGACGGUGUUGACACCGCCAGCCGACUAUUUGGAGUCACUAGCCAAUAUGAACAACUCCAACGGAACGGACGCCGGUAACAUGACUGCCGGAAAGCCAAAAAAUCUCUACGAUUGGAAAAUGUCGUCGGAUUACGAGGACGCCACCAAUAUCCUCGGUCUCGUCGUCUUUUCCACCGUGUUGGGCAUCACUCUCGGACGAAUGGGAGCCAAGGGCAAACCGCUUCUCAACUUUUUCGUCUCAAUGAGCGAAGCCGUUAUGAUGAUCACCGGCUGGGUCGUUUGGUUGUCCCCGGUAGGUGUCAUGUUCUUGGUCGCAUCAAAGAUGUUGGAAAUGGAGAGCUGGGAGGUCAUGUUGGGACAACUUGGCAUGUACUUUUUCACGGUGAUGAUUGGCCUCUUCAUUCACGGUUUCGUCGUGCUUCAGCUGAUUUACUUCAUCGUGACACGCAAAUUGCCGUUCCGCUACGUCGGAAACCUAUCCGAAGCCCUUGCCACCGCUUUCGCCACUUCGUCGAGCUCGGCAACUCUACCCGUGGCGCUCAAGUGCUUGGAAGAGAAAAACCUAGUGGAUCCCCGUGUGACCCGUUUCGUCAUGCCGAUUGGAGCCACCAUCAACAUGGACGGAACGGCCUUGUACGAAGCUGUGGCCGCUAUCUUCAUCUCGCAAGUGCGAGGGAUUCAUCUGACCAUGGGCAACGUCGUAGCCGUCAGCAUCACCGCCACGGCUGCUAGUAUUGGUGCCGCCGGCAUUCCGCAAGCCGGAAUCGUUACCAUGGUUAUGGUUCUCGAUACUCUUGGCCUACCAGCUGAAGACGUUUCUCUCAUCAUAGCCGUCGAUUGGUUUUUGGAUCGCUUCCGGACGUUCACCAAUGUGCUAGGAGAUUCUUUAGGCGCAGGCAUUGUGCACCAUUUGAGCCGUCAAGAGCUGGACGAGAUGCCCGCUCAGCCAACUGGUGCCAAAGAGGUUGAUAUCGAAUUGGACGGCCCCAUCGGUGGUGCAGAUCUAGAGAAGGGAGAGUCGAGCAACGGAGGACCGAGCUCCAGGAAUAACCCCAACGUGACAUCGGCCGCAGUGGAAGUCGAAUGGCAGUCGACGUCCAUGUGAGUCUCGGCCACCGCUUCGGAGACUUUGAUCUAAACACCCCGCGCGCUGGCGACACGGCCCUUAACAGACGACAAAGCGCUAUUGGUCAUGUGGUUCACAAUAGCUAAAUAUUUUUAGUGGCAUCCCGACAAGAAAAAAAAAAACGACACUUUUGCUUUUUUGUUCGGAUUUUCCGUGGUUCGACUUCAUUUUUUGUUUUGUUUUGUUUUUAAUUCUUUUUUCUCUGUUUUUAAGACAUUUCUAUAGAAAAUUCAUAAAAUGAAACACUCUGGUGGUUUUCAUUCUGUUUUCCUAAAUGAAUGCUUUUGGGUUCGAACUUUUUGAUACGUAGAGUUUAAGAUCGAUGUUGUACCGGUAUCUAUUAAUAAUAACAAAGAAACGUGUACGUUUUUUAUGCGAUGGUACGCAUUUGAAAACCCUUCUUCUCUUAAAUGUGAACCCACAAAAAACGUACUGUCCCCUCCCAAACAUUGCCCAUUUGUUGCCUACGUUUCUAAACGACUCCGAAAACUGCGAACAUUUUUUUCUUCCUACAUUUAUCUGAUUUGUUUUUAUCCCGAUAUAUUUUAUUCAAUCAUUACGUUGAAUAACAUCGUAGACAGGUGUUCAUUAUUGAUUAAAAAUUUUAAGAAACUAAAUGUAACUGCAAUUUUUUCCCAUUUGUUGAUCAAAGCAGAAAGUGAAAAGAAUUAGUCUCGAACGAGGAUCGAAACAAAAGGAAAAGAAAAAAAACGUAAAUUUAAUUGGAAUUUCUUUUGUUAUCGAGAAAGCUUAUUAUGUCCACAAAUUCGGUCAACGCCUGCUUUCUUAUACAUACCGUGUAUACACAUCCUACCGGGAAUAAGUUUAGGCAAAGGGAAUAACAUUUAUGAUAAAAUUUUUUUUUUAAUUUUUAAUUAUCAAACAAUCGAAAGUUUUUCGAAGAAAAUUUUUACCAGUUGUUUUAUGCAUGUGCACAUAAUAACAUGAAUGUACAAGGAUAAAAGCUAAAAAAAAAAAUUUUUUUUUUCGGUGUCUGCUUCGUAUCAAAAAGAAAUGGGGAAAAAAAACUUUAUCUAAAUUAGCUUUUCUGUUUAAAAAAACAAAAACAUAAAUACUUGGGGCUUUUUUUUCCAAUGAGUUCCCCAGUCCUUUUGAUAUACAUACAUAUACGCACCCGCUACACGAAAGUGAAUGUACACAUGCGUAGUAGGGUAUAAUGAAGAGGAGUUCUCUCCGAAUUCUUUUUUAAAAAAUUUUUGCGAUUGUUAUCCGCCGCUGUAGGCAAUCCGCGACUACAACAGUUUUGUUCUUUAUUUUGUUUAAAGUACCAAGAACAUGAAAAGAUCACGAAUCACAUGAUUUUAUGCACACCGAGAAGAAAGAAACAAGCAUAUCAUCGCUAGGUUCCAUCUUACCUACUUUCACCCUAAACUUUCCCUUCAAGAAAGGAACGCCAAUAGAAAGAAACUCGAACAUUGUCUUUUUUCCUCCAAAAAUGUUUGGAUUUUUGUAUACUCAAAUAUCCCAAUUGGUUGGGUUGUUACUACUGACGUUUGUUUCUGUACGUGUUGAUUGGAUGGAAUUUGUUCACCACCCUGAAAUCCCUUUCGGAUUUUCCAAAUACUUCGCUGAUGGCCAGCAUCGUUGUGUCAUACAGUCCAAUAUCUUCAGACAAAAAGAAGGCAAAACAUGUACUACUAUGCUUUGAAUUCAAUUACGGAUAACCGUUGCUAUAUUUACAAAACGGUGCAUUUUCAGUUUUUAAUAUCUAUCAAAUCUUUCUUAAAAUAAUAUGUUGACCGCGGCCCGUUUGGAUGUUUUUAGACAGAAAUUACUUGCCGUAUCAUACUCAUUCGUUCAUUCAUUCCCACUUUCUACCACCAUUCUGUCUGGUUACCCUGUUUAUUGAUAAUUUUGAGUUCGUCAACCCUGCUACAUAAUUCUGACACCUGUAGUUGUUGUCUUAUUCAAUUUGAUAAUAUAGCCUGUUGUAGUGUGCCAUUUCUUGCAUACAUACACUGUUUCCCGUU